Molecule: messenger RNA, 1479 nt
Organism: Eufriesea mexicana
Lineage: Eukaryota; Metazoa; Arthropoda; Insecta; Hymenoptera; Apidae
Gene: eIF2Bgamma
Product: eukaryotic translation initiation factor 2B subunit gamma
Exons: 5
Coding region: 84-1454 (456 amino acids)
Biological process (GO): biosynthetic process; cytoplasmic translational initiation
Cellular component (GO): guanyl-nucleotide exchange factor complex; eukaryotic translation initiation factor 2B complex
Molecular function (GO): guanyl-nucleotide exchange factor activity; translation initiation factor activity
Source: RefSeq, a predicted model, not a curated record
ACACCAUUUGUGAUUAGAGGUUAAAGUAACGUAAAGGAAAAAAUAUUGAAGAUUUUAUUCUUUCUUUUUUUACUGUAAAAAGAAUGUUUCCUUAUAAAGAAUUUCAAGCAGUUGUACUAGCUGCUGGAUUUGGUUCCCGUAUGACUGAACUUACUAGAGGUGAAUACAAAUGUUUAUUACCAAUUGGAAAUAUACCAAUGCUUUGGUAUCCUCUUCAAUUACUGGAACGUGCUGGUUUUAAAGAAGCUAUUGUUAUUAUAUCUGAAUAUAUGGAGCGUGUUUCAUUAAUCCUAAAUGAUUUAAAUCUUAAAAUUAAAAUGGAUUUCGUUGUUAUCGAAAAUGCAGAAAAUAUAGGGACUGCAGAUUCCAUUAGACUUAUUCAUGAGAAAAUCCAUACAGAUUUUCUAGUGAUCCCCUGUGACUUGAUCACUGAUGUUGAUAUAUGUGAAAUUUUGAAUCUUUAUAGAAAACACAAUGCUAGUAUUACAGCACUAAUGUUGCCUGUUCCUAAAGUACCAAAUGACAUUAUAACUCCAGGUCCAAAAAACAAACAAAAACCUGAUACUGAUUUAAUUGGUAUUAACAAUGAGACAGGACGUUUAAUUUUUUUUGCAUCAGCUUCAGAUUUUGAGGAAACAAUAAAAAUUUCUCAAACAUUACUUAAGAAACAUCCAAGUUUUACUAUUCAUUCAAAAUUAAUGGAUUCUCAUUUAUAUGUCAUUAACAAAUGGGUUUUAGAUUUUCUGGUACAUAAUAAAAAUUUUACUACAUUAAAAGGUGAACUUCUUCCAUAUAUUGUUAGUAAGCAGUUUUCAAAACCCCCCAAGCAAUGUGUGGAUGAUAAAAGUACUUCUAUUGUUCAAAUGAAUUUAAAGAAAGACAUCUACAGUUUUUCAACUGAGAAGCCACUCAAUGAAUUAAUUAGGAAAAUGUCAGCUUUCAAUGAUCAUGAUACUGAUUUAGAAGAUGCAUAUUAUGGAGAUAUAAUACGAUGUUAUGCUUACAUUGAUAAUGGAAAAUUUGGUUUGAGAGCAAAUACUAUACAAAUGUAUCACUUUGCCAAUACUAAGAUAUCAGAAUGGUGGAAUAAUAAUAAUGGACUAUUUUGUUUACCAAAUAUUGCAGUUACUGCAACUCUACGUAGCACACAAAUGGAAAAUUGUCGAGUUGAUCAUAAUGCUGUUAUUGAUGAAAAAACAUCUCUUAAAAAUACUCAUAUUGGACCCAAUGUAGCUGUUGAGUCAACAGCUAGAAUAUCGCAAAGUGUAUUAAUGGAAGCAGUAACAGUUCGACAGAGAUGCAUAAUACAUAAUUGUAUAUUGUGUAAUGGUUCUUUUAUUGAAGAGAAUACAGAGUUAAGGAACUGUAUAGUUGGACCUAUGCAUGUUGUAGAAUCUGGAAGUCAAUAUUCUCAUGAAGUCAUUAUGGAUCCAACUGAUUUGGUGCUAAUUUAAUCAUUUGUAAUAUUAAAUAUAUUAC